This is a messenger RNA of Orbilia oligospora ATCC 24927, 489 nucleotides long. RefSeq lists its product as uncharacterized. Lineage: Eukaryota; Fungi; Ascomycota; Orbiliomycetes; Orbiliales; Orbiliaceae. The record is from RefSeq and is a predicted model, not a curated record. The transcript has a single exon. Bases 1 to 489 code for a protein of 162 amino acids.
AUGGACCGUCAAACACCCAGUUUCCUGGGUCUCCCACGAGAAAUCCGAGAUGAAGUCUACAAGUAUCUACUCCUGUUCGAGCCUACUCCCAAAACAACCAGCCUGACCCCGCUGGCGCGAGCGAUGCUCAUGGCGCAACGCGACAAACCCGUGUUCCGUAAACCCGUGUCGGUUCAGAAUGCAAUUCUCUGCGUGAAUAAACAAAUUCAUGACGAGGCUGCGGAAAUAUUUUACGGAUUUAACACUUUUGCGGUCAGAAUCAAGUCGGUAAAUCAUUCCGGGUUUCAGGAUUAUCGGCAUCCUAGGUUCCAAAGAUUUAAUCUUAUCUAUAUUGCGCCGUGGGAAUCUUUGACUUUCGAUUGUAGGGCUAAGAGUCCGUGGGAGGACCCUGCAGGUGAAUGGGGCCACGGCUUGGGUAUAAGGCGGUCAGAGGGUACAAUAUUACCAUUUGAAUCUGAAAACGAAGGGUAUGUUCGGCGCUUUUUGUAG